Molecule: messenger RNA, 3085 nt
Organism: Notechis scutatus (mainland tiger snake)
Lineage: Eukaryota; Metazoa; Chordata; Lepidosauria; Squamata; Elapidae
Source: RefSeq, a predicted model, not a curated record
GUCCGGACUUCUCUCAGGCAGAUCCGAGCCCGCUGCAAACCCGUUGGAGUUGUUGCCUGGCAGGUCCCGCCGAGGAAAAAGUCAGGAAUGUGGAAGGUCCUGGCGUAUCUCUUGCUGCCCGCCUGGUCAGGGAUGCAGCCGGGGGUGCUGGGCAAGGGGGCCCCGGAGCGCUCUCAGCAUCGCCUGCAACACGGAUCCUGCACCUACACGUUCCUGCUGCCCGAGCUGGGAGGCUGCGACGGCCCGGCGGCUGCUCCUGCUGCCGCCCCGUUCCAAGUGUCCAACUCGCUCCAGAGGGAUGCGCCGCCCUUGGCCGAAGCCCAGUGGCCCGUCCAGCGACUGCAACAGCUGGAGACCGUCAUGGAGAACAACACCCAGUGGCUGCAGAAGCUGGAGAGUUACAUCCAGGACAAUGUGAGGAUGGAGAUGUCAGAGAUCCAUUUAAGUUCUGUACAGGACCACACGGCAGCCAUAUUGGAAAUUGGGACCAACCUCCUUAACCAAACUGCUGAGCAAACCCGGAAGCUCACCGAUGUAGAGAUACAGGUUCUCAACCAAACAUCCCGCCUGGAAAUUCAAGUUUUGGAAAAUUCCCUGUCUACCAACAAGCUUGAGAAACAGUUGCUUCUGCAGACCCACGAAAUCAGCAGACUCCAGGAGAGAAACAGCCAUGACAUUCUAGGAAAAUUUGCCUAUGAGCUACGGAAGUUGCAACUCCCACACCUAUGCAAGCGGCUGGUGACUCUGCCUUCGGAGCACUUCUAUCGGCGGAUAGAAGCGGCCUCGUGGCGAGGCGAUUCUGCCUACGGGACACUUUUAUCGGCCGAUAGAAGUGGCCUUGUGGAGCGCCCCGUGAGCAGCCACGCCUCGCCACAAGCCCGCUUCUGCCGGCCAAUAGAAGCGGCUGAUGUUUCUUUCACUCUGCCAGAGGAGCAGAAGGUCUUCAAGGAUUGCGCAGCUGCAUACAAAGCGGGGUUUUCUACCAGUGGAGUCUACAACCUUCGGCUCCCCAAUACUACAGCCACUGUAAAAGUGCUGUGUGACAUGGAGACAAGUGGAGGAGGCUGGACCGUUAUCCAACACCGGAAAGAUGGUUCUGUGGAUUUCCAACGCACCUGGAAGGAAUACAAACAGGGCUUCGGGUCCCCACCUGGAGAGUACUGGUUGGGCAAUCACUUCAUCCAUCUGCUCACCGCACAGAACCGCUACUCUCUCCGGAUCAUGCUCCGGGACUGGGAAAACAAUGAGGCUUAUUCUGACUUCGAGCAUUUCCAAGUAGGCUCUGAGACGCAGAACUAUCGACUCUAUGCGUGGAGAUACAGCGGUACGGCUGGGCGCACCAGCAGCCUCAGCCCCUCGGGAACCGACUUCAGCACCAAGGAUGCUGACAAUGAUCGAUGCGCAUGCAAGUGUGCCCAGAUGGCAGGUGGAGGCUGGUGGUUUGAUGCCUGUGGACCUUCUAACCUGAAUGGCAUCUAUUACCCUCCCAAUCCUGCCACAAUCAGAUACAAUGGCAUGAAGUGGCACUACUGGAAGGGGCCUGGACACAGCCUCAAAGAAAGUACCAUGAUGAUCCGUCCAGUGGAUUUCAGAGAGGAGCAAGAAGGGAUGCUGUGAUCUGUCACAUCGCAGAAGGAGAGGAGAAGGAGGCCGCCUUCUCGUUUCUACAAAAUGGGUGGACAAUUGCGAAUCCUUGCAUCAUGAACAAAACCUCUUCUAGAUAUGUAUAUAUUUUAAAAAAAUAUGUGUGGCACACACUUCACUGUGGAAAUUUCACAGGAGACCUGGAAGGUGUUGCCUUUUCGUUGCUUUCAUGGGGGGAAAACAAUUAGGCUUGAGCUUCUCAACUUUAUCAACUUGAAGAGGUAUGGACGACUUCAACUCCCAGAAUUCUAAGCUGGCUGAGGAAUUCUGGGAGUUGAAGUCCACGUGUCUGAAAGUUGCUGAGGUUGAGAAAUGCAGAAUUGGACUGUCAAAGAGAAGCAAAUGCGUGUCAUUAAAAGGAAACAAUCCUGCCCUUUGUAUAAUAUUUGUUGCCCGAAGAUUGCAGUGUGAUUUUGGGCUGUCCUGGAAGGGAUCAGAAAUACGUUUGGAAUGAGAAUUACCUAUCCUUGAUGUAGGUAGAAAGACAAGGAACAAAACAGUAACACUCCAUUGAUAAAAAGUAUUUGGGGGGUGGGGGAGUUGACAUCAGCAAUGACAUUCCUUGUCUCCCCGCCAUUCUUUCUUCUGGACUCCUCAAGCAUGAACAAUGUGCUUCAGACAGCUGGCCUUUUAGUACCAGAAUUCAGGAAUUCCAAGAAAUGGCAACUUGACGAACAAGGGUGGGGAGUGUUCGUGUGUGUGUGUGUCUCUGUUCAAUGCAGGUGUUUCUGUUAGGCCUGCGUGUCUAUGAUUCUCAGGGGAAACAGGUACAGGUAGUCCUCAACAUACAACCACAAUUAGGAUAAGAAUUUCUUUUACUCAGCAAGGCGGUCGUGAAUUGCACCUGAUUUUAUGACCUUUUUUGCCACGAUUGUGAAGUGGAUUGCUGCAGUCGUUCAGCGAAUCGUGUGGUUAUUAAGCAAAUCUGACAUCUCUAUUGACCUUGUUAGCCAGAAGUCAGCUGUGAGUGGUGAUCUCACAAUCUUAGAUGUUGCAGCCAUUAUAAAAUACAUGCCAAGCAUCUGAAUUUUGAUCUUGUAACUAUGGAGAUGCUGCCGUGGUCAUAAGUGUGAGGCCCAGUUGCAAGUCACUUUUUUCAGUGCCAUUGUUACAACCAAUGAUGGUUAUGCAAAUGGUUGUAAGUUGAGGACUACCUAUGUGCAAAUUAGCUACCAAUUUUCUAGCAUAUUAUAUCUGCAUCAUUGCUCUCUUGGAGCCAUUUGUUUACAUAUUAAUUGCUGAGCUGAACUCAUGAAACCUCUUGUGCAAAGUUUAAUUGCAAAUACUUAGGAUAUUUUCAAUUUUUUUUUAAAAAAAAAUACUGGGAUUACCGUAUUAUGGUUCAGAACUCUUAGACUUGGGACUGUUUUAAAAUUCAAGUAUUUUAUCUACAAUAUGUUUUCUUUUUAAAAAAAACUGUAAAAAGGAAUCAAAUAAAAUA